Molecule: messenger RNA, 489 nt
Organism: Emiliania huxleyi CCMP1516
Lineage: Eukaryota; Haptophyta; Isochrysidales; Noelaerhabdaceae
Exons: 2
Coding region: 1-489 (162 amino acids)
Source: RefSeq, a predicted model, not a curated record
AUGGACGAGCUCUCAGAGUAUGAGCUGCAACGACUGGAGCACAUCCGUCGUAACCACGAGAUGCUCGUGCGGCUCGGCCUCGUCGACCCGACACCGGCCGCGCCGCAGCAGAAGGCGCCAAGGAAGCCCCGGACCAAGCUUCCGCCGGUGCCGCCCGAGUCGCUGCGCCGCUCGUCCCGCGUGCGCGACCUCAAGCCCGAGUACACCAAGGAGACCAUCGACCAGUUCGGCGACGAUCUCGACCGGCAGGCGGCGAGGCGCUCGCCGGCGAAAAAGCGGCCUCGGCCAGAGGAGGAGGACGCGGACGAGGCGGCGCUGCGUCGGGAGAUCGACGCGAGCACGGUCGCCUUCCUCACUGAGGCGCGCGAGGCCAUGUCCCGCUACCUCACCUCUGCCGACGGCGCCGCCCCCGCCACCGCCGACGCCUGGCGCGAGGAGGCGCCUCCCUACAAGUUUGCUCGCGUGCCGCCGCCGGCGUCCGCGCUGUGA